ACCAUGCAGUAGCAUGCACUUCCGGUUUUCGAUCGCGCAUUGCGCAAUCGAAGUUAGUGUCUGAAGCAACGCAACAAUAUCAAUCAUGCCAAUGAAAGGAAAAUUUCCUCUUCGGAGGACAAUUCGAUACCUAGAGCAGGGGAAAAUAUAUCUUCGAGAUUCUGUUAAGAUUUUGACAAUCAACUAUAAUUCUUUUGGGAAAGAGAGUGAUGGAGCAAGGGACUUUGUAUUUUACCACCUACCUCAGCUGCAAUACAAGAAUCCAAAUGUACAGAUGCAAACCUUCAAGAACAUCACACCAUCUCCAUUUAUCAGAUGUUUUCUAAAUGAAGGUGAAGAGGUGCUGAUUGAUAUUGAGGAUAAGACCAAAGAUGAUAUUGAAGAACAUCUAAAUAAAGUUCUUGGAAAAUCAGAGAGAGUGUUAGCCACUGAAAGGAAAGCCAUGGAGCGUUCAUCAAACCCAGCAAACUUUGGUCGUACCUUUGCUCGAUGGUGUAUCUGUGAGGUCCCUGGUCAGUUCCCAUGCCCAAAGCUAAAGCCUAUGCCCAAUGAGAUGAAAGGAAAAUAUCGUGAUUUAAAGGAGGACAGUUUACGUGCGCCAGAGGCACUAGUGCAUAGAGCAGACUCACCCACAGAAACAGCAGUAUAACAGUCAAUUUUACUUCCAAGAGACUUUUUUAUUUACAGUAUUAUCUCCGGAUAAGUAUUCUCUGUAACUUUUUACCAUUGAUUCAUGAAAAUUAUGAUUAUCACAUAAUUUUGUAACCCUGUAGCAAAUCAUUCAUUCAUCAAUAAUCCAAACCUUGUGUGAAAGUUGAUGCCUUAGCCAUUCCAUGAGAUGCACCCAUUAUCACCAUGCAGUAUAAUGCAACUGUACCAGGUUUUGGAAACAUCUAGAGGCCUGUGGUUUGAAAAACUCUGAAGACAUUUCAUUGGAUGCUUAGGAAGGCAAUCUGUAUGGUACGCAGCUGGAUGCCCAAAGUUUGGAUAAUCAAAAUAUUUUGCAAAGAUGGACUUUAGUUGUAAAUUCCUAAUUUGAAAGCAGUCAUAGCCAUAUCUAGAUACCACUAAUGCUGAUCCAAAAGAUUAGCAAAAUGAUCUAAUCAUUUGAAUCUGAGUAAGUAAUCAAAGAUAACAACUUCACAUGGAUACAAGUUAAGAGAGUCUGAAAAUCAACUUUACUGAAUUGUAAUGAGCAUUGAUAGCCAAACCAGUUCAGACUUUAACUAGUAUCCAAUUUCUUUUUCUGUACCCUAAAAAUAAAUGGCUGAUCUAUUAUCUAUGGUACCAAGGUAUUUCAGUAAUGCAACCUUUGUAAAUAUAUUGUAAGCAUAUAUAUGAUAGAUCAGUCUAUGAGCUUUUAAUUAAAAGUGAUGAGAAA
Lytechinus variegatus (green sea urchin) is the source of this 1381-nucleotide messenger RNA. RefSeq names its product 28S ribosomal protein S25, mitochondrial-like (gene mrps25). Gene Ontology annotation, molecular function: structural constituent of ribosome. The coding region runs from base 86 to 649 and encodes 187 amino acids. Gene Ontology annotation, cellular component: mitochondrion. The record is from RefSeq and is a predicted model, not a curated record. The transcript is spliced from 4 exons. Lineage: Eukaryota; Metazoa; Echinodermata; Echinoidea; Temnopleuroida; Toxopneustidae.